UUGUUGUUUUCUCACAAUAGACCUAGGAAGGCAGGUAAGCAGUUGUCUGGGCUUAGCCUUUUGAAGUGGAUAAAGGGAUUGUGUAACUUUCCCAGAACCAAACAGCAAACCAGUGGCUAAAACGAGUUUCAAACUAAGGACCUUAUCACUUGAAGAGCACUUUUGCAGGCUAGGAAAGGAGAAAGCCCCUGGAAAAACCAACGUAUCAGGAAUGUGGGACCUCGGCCCUUGUUCCAAAAGGUUUUGCAGCUAUUUUGAAGUCUCUGUGUCUAAUUUCUUUUAUCUGAGAACUGAUAUGCUAAAAAGUUGUUCUGUUUCCAGAAUGAAGAUAGGUUUGCAUGUGUGUUACACUGUACUUCUGAAGGUAUUCUCUGGGCCUGGUUUGGGUUUUGUAUUAGAAUAUUUUUCUGACUGAUCUGAGGGGGCUUUAGAGAACUGAAACUGCCUGUUGGAAAAGAAACAGUUCUCCAUCUGGAAAAUUUAAAGGAAAUACUUAGGUAUCAAACCGCUUGAUUGGAAGUGUUUUGUUGAAUGGACUCAAGUCAUAUUGUAAGAAAAUGUGUAUGGGUAUAAAUGGUUUUUCUGUUGUGCCCUGCAUGGUGGAAACUACUUCAGGCUCCCAAGAAUUUUUGCAUCUCUUAGUACAAUAGUAUCUUAGUUGAGAUGCUGCAUGAGAGGGGAUGCAGUCAGAGCAGGAUACUGGACCAUGGUGGGCAGAGGCAACUGUUCAAAACUACAAAAAAUGCAUCAUCAGAAUAAAACAGCCUCAACCCAAAAUUUCUGGGGAGAGUUUAGCAAAACAAAAGGAAAUAUUGAAUUUUGGAGAUGUCAGAAAGCUUUGUUUCUAUGAAAAUACCAGUGAGAAGUCUGAGAUCGACGCAAUUUUGUAAUUCAUAAACCUAAGGUUAGUGGAAAUUUUCUUUCUAUGACAGCCUGGGAAGAACAGAUGUUGAAGUGUCAAAGUCUUCUGAGUGCCAAGGGUUCUAAAUCUUGCAGGGUCUUCCUAUGAACCAUUGUCACUGUCUUCCCUAAUUAGUACAUUGUAAGUAUAAGGAUGUAAAAGGCACAGAAUAAACAUUGCUUUGUGAAUAGAACAGGGCCUGUUACUCACAUCUGUUGUAAAUAGUUAAUGAGGCAUCUUGGUAGUUGUAAAAAAACCACCAACAUGAAUGAUCAGGUCAUUUCUUUUCAUUUUACUCAUGCUGAUCAGACAUUUGUUCUUCCUUAAUAACCAAAGGCCAGCUCAGCAAGACUCACUCAGAGGUGUCCCCAGAAGGUAAAUGAAUCAUGAUGUGAAACUCCCAUUGCAACAGAGAAGGGAUUUCAAAACUAAAGUGCCGACAGGUAGACGCCACGUUUUCAAAAAAGCAAAUCUAACUCAGAAAACCAGAGAUCUGUUUCUAAUAUGCUUUUUUUCCUCUUUUGAACAGGCACAGCAAUGGAGAACUUGAAUGCCCUACUCCCAGACCUUACUGAAGAGCAGCAAGACAUUUUCCGGAGGGCUUUUACUGCUGAUGCCAGUUACUUGCAGAAUCAUGAGGAAACAAAUAAGUCCUUCUGGGAAUCACUUGUAAAAUGUUUAGCCGCUAUCGAUCCACCUGUCCUGAGUACUGAAGACAGGAAUCUCGUCAACAACUGCAGUGUCCCGCCUGCAGGCUGUGCAGCCUGCCUGAAAGCCAUAGAGGAGGAAGGAGUGAGGGCCAUGACUGUUCUCUACCUCUUGCUGAAGACAAGAAACCCAUCUGGAUACAGGGAGCUGCCCAGCUCCAAGGGAAAGGAUGAAAAACUGAAACUCCUGAAGAGAUUAGAAAGGAAUCUUGUGCAUUCACAAGGUGAUAAAAAGGCUGAAAACUCAUUCCAGGAGUCCACGGAUGAAGAUACACAAGACAGUGAUGGAGAAGAUUUAGGAAGACAGAAGACUGAAGGCCAAUUACUUGGAGGUGUACCAGCAGAGGUCGUUCCCUACACAGAUUCAGCGAUUACCAGAAGAGAAGAUUCAGUUGAAGAUGCAUAUGACGAGAACCCUCACCUCCAUCAGUGGACAGUUCGAUGGAUGGGCAUACGUAAGGAUGACGAAUUCUUUCAUUUUGUAAUUCUUUGCUUUGCAAUUGGAGCUUUACUAAUUUGCUACUACUACUACAAAGAUUGGACUAUUUCGGUUGGAACUGGUUUGGUCACCUUUGCUUCCUUGGAAACCACCGGGAUCUACUUUGGUCUAGUGUACCGAAUUCGGAGCGUACUUAACAGCUUUGUUCCUCUGAUUGACAAAUUCAGGCUACCAGGUAACGGUGACCUGUUACUGACUGCAUGCAUAGUCCUUGGAUCUUUCUGGGUGCUUCAUUUUAGUAAAGUCUUAAGAUGAACUUCUCCAAAUUAUGAUUUCCCAUCUUCCUAAUUAAAAAUAAAGAAAAAAAAAAAGUAAAAAUAUUUUACUCUAGUUCAUUAUAGCUGCCUGGGGUUGAAAAUGAAUUAUUCUUGACUCUCCUUGUGGCAGAGCAUUUUCACAUUUCUAAUACUCUGCCUGGUGUGGGAUACUGUUUCCCGACAAUGUCUGAAUAAGAAUUCUAUAUCUCAAUUAAAAACAGAGGGAGUGGGAGUAGGUUUCUCAUGCUGGGUCUUCAGACAGACUCCAGGCUCAUAUUUGUCUGUGUUCAUGAAAGCAGAAUAUGAAGAAUGCUGAACAGCUGUAUAGAUAUGUGACAAUUUGCAAACAAUAGUCCUGACAUUCAUCUUUUCCUUCAUCAUGCAGGUAUGAGGAAGGCUGACUAGGAGGAGCGUUUCAGGAGAGUUCCACAGAACCCUGCUGUCCGAAUUUCUAGUAUUAAAGAGCUGCUUUAUGAGGUGAACACACAAACCUAAUGGCUAAUGUGAAAUAACGAAAUGUUAAACCAUAGAAAGACAUCAUUCCUUCCCCACAAAAAUAAAGCUGAAACCUCAGUACAGGGCCCUACUCUUUCUGGAGCGAGUCAUGGCUCAGCAGAGCUCAUAGACAAUCUGGACAUAGGGUUAUAUUAAUUGCAUUAAAUAUAAACACAUUCUCCUUCCCUCCCCAGUACAAUCAUGUUAGCCUGCCUAUGGUUUAUCAAAAUCAACACAAUGACCACUAUUAUCCUUCACUGUUUCUGGAUGUUUCAGUAGGAAUCUUGGCACCCACAAAGCUGCCUCCUCUUCACCCUGUGAUGCCACAAUCCAGGCACACAUCAGCCUCUUGCUUACACAGCUGAGCCCUAACAGUGCAACAGCACUGAAGCAGAUUAAUUUAUUGUGGCAGAACUCAAUACAGUGGGCGUAUAAUGAUUUCACCCCAUGAAAGCUGGGUGAGAUGUAACAUGCAGUGACAAUAAUGAUACAGGAAUGAGAUUAUUAAGAGCAGCAAAUUUCAUCUCACUUUCUGAGGGGAAAAAUAAAGUGCUUAAUUUAACUCA
Messenger RNA from Pezoporus flaviventris, 3425 nucleotides. RefSeq names its product transmembrane protein 40 (gene TMEM40). The coding region runs from base 1439 to 2362 and encodes 307 amino acids. The transcript is spliced from 11 exons. The record is from RefSeq and is a predicted model, not a curated record. Lineage: Eukaryota; Metazoa; Chordata; Aves; Psittaciformes; Psittacidae.